AUACCGGAAGUGAUUGUGGCUGUAGUUUUAAUCACUGCAGAAGGCAGCUGUGUUGAGAAGAAAUUCAGCCGAGUCCGACGAGAAGACAACAUGGGUCUUUGGACUGUUGCUGCCAUGACAGCAGGGGCGGUGGGUGCAGUGGCCCUGGUUCCUGUUGCUCUGGGAGCCGUAGGUUUCACCUCAGCUGGAAUCGCAGCAGGGUCCUGGGCAGCAAGUAUGAUGUCGUCUGCAGCUGCUGCUAACGGAGGAGGGGUGGCAGCAGGGAGUCUGGUGGCUGUUUUGCAGUCAGCAGGUGCAGCUGGAAUUUCAACCGCCACCACCGCAGGCCUGGCCUCCGCUGGGGCUGGUGUUGGAGCAGUAGCAGGACGGCUGAUUAAAUGAAUUUAAAUGAAUUUUAAGCAGGCCAAAUGGAGGAAUAUGAUUGAUCGUAUUAUUGCAAAUUGUUUUUCACUUACUGAUCAGCACUUUGGUGAUCCCUAACAUUUCUGUAGUGAAUCUGUCAUCUUUUAAAUAAUGUGGAGGAUUUUGUGUCGACUGAUUGAAAUAAAAAUCUUGUUCAAUAACUUUAUUUCAAUGCAAUAAAGUGAAUUGAACAGAAAUGUAAAA
Messenger RNA from Stegastes partitus (bicolor damselfish), 606 nucleotides. Its product is annotated as interferon alpha-inducible protein 27-like protein 2A. The coding region runs from base 91 to 381 and encodes 96 amino acids. Gene Ontology annotation, biological process: intrinsic apoptotic signaling pathway; release of cytochrome c from mitochondria. The record is from RefSeq and is a predicted model, not a curated record. Lineage: Eukaryota; Metazoa; Chordata; Actinopteri; Pomacentridae. Gene Ontology annotation, cellular component: mitochondrial membrane. The transcript has 4 exons.